Messenger RNA from Pseudophryne corroboree (corroboree frog), 5226 nucleotides. It is a transcript of the gene FBXL4, whose product is annotated as F-box and leucine rich repeat protein 4. Gene Ontology annotation, cellular component: SCF ubiquitin ligase complex. NCBI's taxonomy places the organism in Eukaryota, Metazoa, Chordata, Amphibia, Anura, Myobatrachidae. The coding region runs from base 97 to 1938 and encodes 613 amino acids. Gene Ontology annotation, molecular function: protein binding. The record is from RefSeq and is a predicted model, not a curated record. Gene Ontology annotation, biological process: SCF-dependent proteasomal ubiquitin-dependent protein catabolic process. The transcript has 7 exons.
GUUUACCAGGUCAGCCCUCACCUGCUGAUACCCGAGAGCUGAGCCGCACUACUUAUUGGUCAGAUUUGUUGGAGUCGCUUGUCAUCUUAGGUUCCCAUGCUCACCGUUCUGAGUAUGUAUUAUUAUAUCUGCCUCCAGCGGCGGGCUCGGUUAGCUAGUAGGGGGGAAAUGAUUAACAGUCGUAGAGCCAUUGAAUCAAACAGCCGUGCUUUGCCAAUGUCUGCUGAAGCUGUGCAAUAUGCCAAAGAAGUUUUGGAUUUCAGUUCCCACUAUGGAAGCGAAAACAGCAUGUCCUACACCAUGUGGAAUUUAGCAGGCACUCCCAAUGUGUACCCAAGUUCCGGGGAUUUCACCCAGACCGCCGUGUUUCGGACAUAUGGAAAAUGGUGGAAUCAAUCCCCGAGCUCCCCUCUUCCUUUCAAGAGGACAUCACCAAGUUUCUUCAGUCAGGAUUAUGUAGAGCUUGCAUUCGAGGAACCUGUGUAUCCUACAGCAGUUCAUAUCCUAGAAACUUAUCAUCCGGGGUCGGUGGUGAAGAUUCUUGCUUGUUCUGCCAACCCCUACUCUCAAAACACUCCGCCAGAUGUGAGAUGGGAAACCCUAUGGUCGGGAGAACCCAGAAGUGUACAUUCUCCUCAGGCUCUCCAGUUCACACCAUGUAUAAAAGAGAUUGAUUUCCCAACAAACCUCUUGCGAUUAGAAACCAACAGUUCUCUCUUGGAAUAUUAUACAGAGCUAGAUGCUGUGGAAUUACAUGGUGUUAAAGAGAAGCCAAUGCUCUCCCUGAAAACGACCAUCAUUGAUAUGAACGAUUUGGACGAGGAUGACUAUGAUGAUGGCUGUGGAAUAGACUGCCUUACUAAUCAGUUUAGUAGCUCCAGCCUCAGGGAAUGGACAAAUAAUGGCUACUUUGAUAAGCUGCCUUAUGAGCUAAUCCAGUUGAUCAUUAGCCACUUAGCACUUACAGACUUGUGUCGACUGGCGCAGACUUGCAAGCUCCUGUAUCAGCAUUGCUGUGACCCUCUGCAGUACACUCACCUAAGUUUACAGCCUUACUGGGCCAAUCUGAAGGAUGCUUCUCUGGAGUACCUGUUGCCACGUUGCACUCUGGUCCAGUGGCUAAAUCUAUCUUGGACUGGCAACAGGGGCUUUAUCUCUACCUCAGGAUUUAGCAGACUCCUAAAAGUGUGUGGCUCAGAACUGGUGCGCCUGGAGCUGGCAUGUGGACACUUCAUAAAUGAAGCAUGCCUGGAAGUCAUAGCAGAGAUGUGUCCAAAUCUUCAGGAAUUAAAUCUCGCCUCUUGUGAUAAACUGCCGCCUCAGGCUUUCAGCCAUAUUUCUAAACUUUCUGGAUUAAGACGCCUUGUUCUCUACCGCACAAAAAUUGAGCAAACAGCACUGCUUAGCAUUCUGAACUUCUGUCCAGAAAUACAGCACCUUAACCUUGGCAGCUGUGUCUUGAUUGAAGACUAUGACCUAAUAGUUGGAGUUAUAGGUGCUAAAUGCAAAAAGCUACGCUCUUUAGACUUGUGGAGAUGUAAAAAUAUUACUGAAAAAGGAAUAGUGGAGUUGGCUUCUGGUUGUCCUCUUCUUGAAGAGCUUGACAUUGGGUGGUGUCCUACGCUUCACAGUGGUACUGGAUGCUUUACAAGUCUUGCCCGUAAGCUCCCAGGUCUUCGAAAACUUUUCCUUACAGCUAACCGCUCUGUCUGUGACACUGAUAUAGAAGAACUAGCUGCAAAUUGUCAACAUCUUCAAUAUCUAGACAUUUUGGGUACUAGAAUGGUGAGUCCUGCUGCCUUACGGAAGCUACUGGAAUGCUGUAAGGAGCUUGCGCUAUUGGAUGUUUCCUUCUGUUCUCAAAUUGACAGUCGAGUAGUUCAGGAACUUACCGCAAGAUUUCCAAAUGUAUCCAUCAAAAAGAGUUUCACCCAGUGAAUGGCAACACUGCUCUGAUCUUCAUUUUUUAAUAUGUGAACUACAGACUUUAUUACUUUUGUUGUUAGCCCUAGCUCUUCCAGUCAUAUGCUCAUUACAGAGGUUCUCAAAUGCAGUCCUUAUGGCACCCCAGUGGUCAAGGUUUUAAGUUUAUCCAUGCUUAGCCACAGGUGAUUUGAUUAGCACCUCAGUCAAUUAGAUUUAAACAUCUGGGCUGAGCCAUGGAAAUACCUAAAACCUGGACCGUUGAGGUGCCUUGAGAACCGCGUUGCUCAUUACACAAGUUUACAGAGCAGAUUUUUUAAUGCGUUUAAAUUAUCAAUUUAAAGUGUUUAAUGCUUGAAAAAAACUAUUCCUUUCUUGAAGUGUAAUUUUAGAUAAUUUUAUAAAUCUUUUUGUCUUUGUUCUUAAAAAGCACCUUGUUUUUAUUACAGAUAGCCCAGUGGUAGCGAUGCUCAGAAAAAAAUAACAUUAUUUACUUGGUAGUGCUAUUGCAAUUUUUUUUUUUCUUUCCUAUUUAUUACUCUGAAGUGAAACAAAAAAGUUUAAUCUAAUAUGAGAUGUUUCUGUUACAACAUUUAGCUUGAAGCAGCUAUCCCAUGAAAAAAGAAUGCAAUUUGUUUUUUAUAACAUAAAUAACUGACAGGCUACAAGAGGCUGACCAUUACCAUAUUUUCUUGGUUUGUUUUUUCAGGCUGCUAGUAAUGAUUUAUGGUUCUGCUGAGUUUCUAUAAUGUCAUGUGACUGCGAUGGCAAUCCGUUAUAUGGCACAUUAAGGAGCGAGCAGAGAGGCUUUCCAAUGCCUCUCUCAGCUCUGUCUCUGCUGUAAAAUUCUCCACCCUCCUCCUCUAUGUGACAUGCUAAGAGUAUAGGUUUGUGUGUGUGUGAUUGCCCUCCAGAGAGAUUUAAAAUAAAUGAAAUUAUUUCAAGGCGCCUAAGCAUAAUAACUAUCCGAUGCAUGCUUAACAGAUACUUAACUAGCUACUUAAAGAAGGAAAGCAUCAAAGUGGUAUUGCUGCUUUAGAAAGUAAUGCAGUUGUAAUGAAGCACUUUUAACUUUUGCAGAUUAAGGUGGAUGCUUUCAAAGUUACAUAUAUACACUGCUGGUAAAGACCCCUUAUUCCCCUUCAAAUGCUUUUUAGGGCAUAAAACAGCAAAAACCUGGAUACAAGAUUGUACUGAUGUUUUUUCAUUAUAUAUUCAUAUUAAGCAUUUGCAGUCCCUUAGUUAAUAAAAUGUAAUAUAGGAGUAUAUACAGUAAUGUUUAUAACAGUCAAGUAUUUAAUCAGUCCCCAUCAGUAUCUGUGUACCAUAAUAAUAUAUUUGGCCGUAUAGUGGAUCAUUUAGAAGCUUCUGGAGCAGCGGAUAAGCCCAACAUAAAUCAGUGUAACUUUAUUGUACGCUGUAUACAGCGGUAAUAUCUGAUUUUAGGCCACAUAAAAAUGUAAUGCAAAGGUGGUGUCUUUUACUUAGUGUGAUGGACAGAUUGCUGCAUAAUUUUAUGGAAGUGGCAAAUAUAGAAUGGUUAAAGUAAUAGAAUUAUUACAUGUAUAUCUUAUUGAAAUAUUAGAGAUGAUCAGAUCAGCUUUUGUAAUUUUUGAAGACUGACACAAAUAUUUACUUUCACAAAAGACUCGGGCCUUAUUCAGGUUUGUUAGCAAAGCAAAAAAGCACACAACUGGGAAAAACCAUUCUGCACUGCAGGUGGGGCAGAUGUAACGUGCAGAGAGAUUUAGAUUUUGGUGGACUGUGUUCAAACUGAAAUCUGAAUUGCAGUGUAAAAAUAAAGCUGUUUAACAUUUGUAGGCUACAUGCAAAAGCAGCCAUUAUUUACCCUGUACAGAUUACAUCUGUACUCUAUCUACUCUAUGUAUCUUUCUGCACAUGUGACAUCUGCCCCACCUGCAAUGGUAUUGCCCAGUUAUGUGCAUUUUUGCUUUGCUAACAAACAUAAAUCAGGCCCUCAGAUAACCUUAUUCGCUCCAUCUAGCUGCAUUAUAUAAAGCAAAAGCAGAAAUAUUUUUACUCCAAAAUGAAAAUCUUAAUGUACUAAAUAAUCAUGUUUGAAAAACAGGUAAUUUCAAUGUUCCAUUACUUUUCUUCGUUACAUAACUAAAGAAGGGGCAAAAUAGCAGUGCAUUUAGUAGACAAAGGGACACGUUCAUAUGAACCAAGGGUGAAGUGCAGAUGUGGCAUUUUUCAGUGCUUUGAACAUGUAGGCAGAUCUUUAUUGUUUUAAAUUGCAAUAAGAUAUCGGCAGCGGUCAACUAACUACUGAACAUAGUUAUGCACGGGGAAUUGAAAUAGACACAGUUACAUAUUAUAAUGUGUCUUGCUCUGAUCAUUUUUAAUCUUAUAGAUGACUCCCCAUCGUUUUAAAAUCAAUAUUGCUGAAUAUUGUAUAAAAUUCAUACCUUGACAAAUCAUGAAUUACAGCCUCCCUAAAUUGAUUUGUAGAUAAACUCCAUUAAGUUACAGUUUAACCAAUUAAAUGACUCACACCAGUGAUUCCAGUAAUGCACAUUCUAUAGUAUUUAAACUCAUAUAAAUGCAAUAAACAAAUCACCAUCUCUGAAUUGUUGGACAAUUUGACACAUUGACUAAUACUGUUUCCUUACAGUUCCAGGGUUCUAGGUUUGAUUCCAACCAGGGUGCUGUUUUCUGGAUUGGGGUUUGUGGGCUAGAUGCAUGAUCGCUUAGAGCAGAGGUUCUCAAACUCGGUCCUCGGGGGCACACACAGUGCAUGUUUUGCAGGUAACCCAGCAGGUGCACAGGUGUAUUAAUUACUCACUGACACAUUUUAAAAGGUCCACAGGUGGAGCUAAUUAUUUCACUUGCGAUUCUGUGAGGAGAACUGCAAAACAUGCACUGUGUGGGGUCCUGAGGACCGGGUUUGAGAACCUCUGGCUUAGAGAGUGAUAAAAUGGAGAAAGAAAAAGUACCAGCCAAUCAGGUACUAACUGCCAUGUCACAGACUGUGUUUCAAAAAAGGCAGUUAGGAGCUGAUUGGCUGGUGCUUUUCCACUCUCAAUUUUAUCACUUUCCAAGCAAUGAUGCCUCUGGCCCUGUAUGUUCUUUCCAUGUUUUUUCUGGGUACUCUAAUUUCCUAUCAUUGUCCAAAUACAAAGUGUUGGUUAGUUGACUUCUCACUAAAUUAUCCCUACUUUGUGUGCCUGUGGUAAGGAAAUUAGGUUGUAAGCUCCAAUAGGGCAAGGACUGAUAAUAAAAUCUGAUUUUGCAGCACCGUGUGAUGAUUUUUGCAAUAUAAAUAAAAGAAAAUGGUGAACA